Molecule: messenger RNA, 783 nt
Organism: Acanthosepion pharaonis
Lineage: Eukaryota; Metazoa; Mollusca; Cephalopoda; Sepiida; Sepiidae
Source: the annotation of a GenBank genome assembly
AUGAAUAAAUUUGAUGAUGCACUCACCCUUUUCAUAUCUAUCUUUAUUCAUAUCUGUCUAUCUAUGUCUGUUCAUAUCUAUCAAUUUAUCUAUCUAUGUCUAUUCAUAUCUAUCUAUCUAUCUAUCUAUCUAUCUAUCUAUCUAUCUGAGAAUGUUCAUUAUCUAUCUGAAAUAGAUAUCUAUCUAUCUAUCUAUCUAUCUAUCUAUCUAUCUAUCUAUCUAUCUAUCUGUCUGAGAAUGUCUGAGAAGGUUCAUUAUCUAUUUAUGCAUUUAUCUAAGAAUUUUCAUUAUCUAUCUAUCUAUCUAUCUAUCUAUCUAUCUAUCUAUCUAUCUAUCUAUCUAUCUGAGAAUGUUCAUUAUCUGUUUAUCUAUCUAUCUAUUUAUAUAUCUAUAUUAAACUUUUCUACGUUACAACACUAUCUAUCUGAGAAUGUUCAUUAUCUAUCUAUCUAUCUAUCUAUCUAUCUAUCUAUCUAUCUAUCUAUCUAUCUGAGAAUGUUCAUUAUUUAUCUAUUUCAGAAUGUUCCUUAUCUAUCUAUCUAUCUAUCUAUCUAUCUAUCUAUCUAUCUAUCUAUCUUUUUCAGAAUGUCCAUUAUCUAUCUAUCUAUUUCAGAAUGUCCAUUAUCUAUCUAUUCAGGAAUAAUGUUCAUUAUCUAUCUAUCUAUCUAUCUAUCUAUCUAUCUAUCUAUCUAUCUCAGAAUGUAUAUUAUCUAUCUAUCUAUCUAUCUAUCUAUCUAUCUCAGAAUGUCCAUUAUCUAUCUAUCUAUCUAUCUAUCUAUUUGA